AUGUGCCUGAGCUGCAGAAACAAAGUCACAUCCGUGGAGAAAUUGCUAUACUGCACCAACUCUACUCACGUUGAUCAGAUCUGUGAGGAGGGAACACAAACAAGAGGAGCAGGCAGCACAGCCGAGCUUGAUUCUCCUUGCUCAGAGCCGUAUACGCAGCCCGUUAAACGCCAGAAGGACGAAGGGAACCCGAGCGAGAUAAGCAACGAACCACCUGAACUUUUUCCCGCAGCACCCACAGUAACCAAAGCCGCACAGAACCGUGGGAGCCAACGCCAGCGCAGCCCCGCGCGUCCAAGUUUUCACCCACAGCCCACAGCCGAAGCGCUGCGGCUCGCCGGGAGCGGCGGACGGCUCGCACCGGGCAGGGCUCGGGCAAACCCCCGCCGGGCACUGCGCUUCGCUUCGGUGUGCCGUGAGAGGCCGCGCGGAGCUCCAGCCGUGCCCGGGCGGUCCGUGCCGGGAGGCCCCGCUCUUCAGACCCCCUCGGCCGGGAGGCUGCGCAGUGCGAGGGGCUGUUCCGCGGAGCCCGCUUUCCUCCACCUCAGGGGGACGGGAAACGAGACCGGGACCCGCCGCCGGGUAACGGUAACGGCUGCGCCGAGGCCAAGCGGCCCGACCCCGGAGCAGCGGGCGAGCCCAGGCCGCGUCGGUUCGACUCACCUGGACGGCGAAGGCCCCUCCUGGCCUCCCCCCCGGGGGGGAGCAGCUGGAGCAUGGGCGGCCGGGAGGAGCCGGGUCUCCGCCGCGCCCCCGACGCCAGAGAAAAUGUCAGCGGAGGCCGCGGGGCUCUGCUGCGCGCCGUCACUUCCGCCGCCGGAGCAGUCGAGCGCCGCGCAGAGCGGCCGCUCCCGACAGCGCCCCCUUGCGGCGGAGAGCGGGGCGCGGAGGGCUGGCGGACUGACCGCCCGUCCGUCUGUCCGUCUGUCCGUCCGUCGGGAUGGAAUGCAAGGCCCGGGCUGCGGGAGGGGAACGGCGCCCUCAGGUCCCGCUGUCCUGCGGUGGCUGCUGGCGGCACAGCGCCGUGGUUGGAGCAGGCGACUUCUGAGCACUCCGUGAAUGUGCGUGUGCCUCUCCCGCUCCCCCAAACCCAUCCUUGAACUUGGAAAACUGUGUUUACGUACAUCUAAGGAGAAUUAGUAGCGCCCGUGGUCGGGCUGGAUGGGCUCUGAGCACUGAUGGAGCUGUGGGUGGCCCCGUGGCUGCAGGGAGUGGGACCUGAGGGCCUCUGAGGGUCCCUUUUGACUCAAACCAUCCUAUGGUCUGAUGAUCGAGCUAUGAAUUCUGCUUAGCCUCAUGGGCACGUCCAGCAUUGGCGGUGCAAGUAGCAGAGAGCGUGAACAAGACCCAGGCAUUGCUGCUGGAGGCUCCAACCCAGAGCCACCUCAAAUCUCUGAAGCCGUGCCCGACCACCACCAUAAAAACGGCCUUCAGAACCCGGAGGCCUUCUGGCAAAGUCCAGAACCUCCCUCCAAAGAGAAGGAUGCUCUUCAGAGGCACGACUCUGUGACACCCACAUGUUGUUGGCGCACGUGUUAGGACACCGCAGCAAGGAACAGGCAAUGCAGAUUUGGACGGCGUACAAAAAGGCAUAGCAAGGCAGGCGAGGGCGGGAAGUGAUAAGAACUCAUCUGCCACGAAGAGUGGUUGAGACCUGCGAGUCUCCGUGGGACGCCUCUGGAAGUGAUCACUGGGGAAGCACAGGAGGUUCUUUAGACACAAAAGGGGUUUGGAGGCGCAGCCCGAGCUUCCAGGCGACAGUGACAUCGCCUUUGCAGCCCUCGUGCUUCCCCAAAGACAAUUGGAGGAAAUUAGCUCAGUGCUUGCUUGAGACCUGACAGUGUCUGGAAGACAGUGGGAGUGACCCUGGGCUGUGCUCCCAUGUCAAGGUAAAAGCUGGCUGCAAGGCAGCUGUUGCAAGUAAAUGUUUCCAGGUUUUUUUUUUUUUCCCCUUACUGGGUUGUGCAGGCAGAGCAAAAUUUCUCUGUGCUUGCUCACAUCUCUUCCCAAGGUCAAAAGUUUCCCUCAGCCUCCAGACUGAGAGAAUGGCUUUUCAAGAGCCCAUUCCCCUCUGGAAUGGCAGCAUCUGCAAGCAUGUCGUCUAAUCGUAGAAUCAUAGAACGGUUUAGUUUGGAAGGGAUAUUAAAGAUCAUCUAAUUCCAACCCCCCUGCUGUGGGCUGGUUUCCACCUGCUAGAUCAGACUGCCCAAAGCCCCAUCUGGCCUGGCCUUAAGCAGCUUCAUGGAUGGGGUACCCACACCUUGUCUGGACAGCAGUGCCAGUGCCUCACCACCCUCUGAGGAAAGAGUUUCUUCCUAACUUCUGACCCAAAUCUCCCCUAUUUUGGUCUAAAGCCCUUAUCCUAUCACGAACUGCCUAUGUAAAAAGUUGGUCCCCCUCCUGCUUUUAUUUCCUUAAGUAAGGAGAGGCUGCAGUGAUGUCUCCCCAGCAUCUUCUCCAGGCUUAACAAUCCAGUUUUUCGCCCACAGAAUCCCCAGGUCCACCUCCACAGGGCUGUUCUCAGGGAGUUCUCUCUUCUC
Messenger RNA from Gallus gallus (chicken), 2540 nucleotides. RefSeq names its product translation initiation factor IF-2-like. NCBI's taxonomy places the organism in Eukaryota, Metazoa, Chordata, Aves, Galliformes, Phasianidae. The transcript is spliced from 3 exons. The record is from RefSeq and is a predicted model, not a curated record. Bases 1 to 1059 code for a protein of 352 amino acids.